Molecule: messenger RNA, 2461 nt
Organism: Camellia sinensis
Lineage: Eukaryota; Viridiplantae; Streptophyta; Magnoliopsida; Ericales; Theaceae
Source: RefSeq, a predicted model, not a curated record
CACCACUACAACCCACUACAAACUCACAUUCAUAUAUAAAUAACCCGAUUAGCCCGAAAUUUCAAUUCAAAAUCUCCGUUUCAGCCUUCUUCCUCUGUAAUAGCCCGAUUCGCAUCGAUCCGACCUGCAAAACCCAAAAAAUGGCGAGGGCUGGCCUCGCGUACCCAGAGAGGUUCUACGCGGCUGCCUCGUACGUGGGCUUCGACGGAUCUCCGGACUCCUCCUCCAGAGGCGUCAGCUCCAAGUUCUCCAACGAAGUCGCUUUGCUUCUCUACGCUCUCUACCAACAGGCAACUGUAGGGCCUUGUAAAAUUGCCAAACCUAGGGGUUGGAGUCCUGUCGAGCAAAGCAAAUGGACAAGUUGGAAUGGGCUUGGAAACAUGGCUUCCACAGAAGCAAUGCGGCUCUUUGUAAAAAUAUUAGAGGAAGAAGAUCCAGGGUGGUAUUCGAGAGCAUCCAAUGGCGUUGCAGAGCCCAUUGUAGAUGUGGAAAUAAAUCAUUAUCCAAAGGUUGAGGCAGUCACCGAAAAUGGAAACACUUUUCCCGAGACAAAGACCAUUCCCACUGAAAAUGGGAGCUUGUUGGAAACUCAGGAUAAAGAUGUUGUAUUGGAGGGCCUUGGUUCAGUUAAUGUCUAUGAUCAAUGGAUUGCACCUCCAGUAUCUGGUCCACGCCCAAAAGCAAGAUAUGAGCAUGGAGCAGCAGUUAUUGAUGACAAGAUGUACAUAUUUGGCGGAAACCAAAAUGGACGUUACCUUAAUGAUCUUCAGGUUCUAGAUUUGAGAAGUUGGACUUGGUCCAGGAUUGAAGUUAAAGCCGAGACUGUGUCUCUAGAAUCACCUUCUCCAGUACCAAUGCCUCCCUGUGCUGGCCAUUCCCUGAUACCAUGGGGGGCAAAUAAGCUUCUUUCAUUAGCUGGACAUACGAAGGAUCCUUCUGAAUAUAUCCAAGUGAAGGCAUUCGAUCUGAAAACUCAUACUUGGUCAACCUUGAAGACUUACGGGAAACCGCCGGUCUCACGCGGAGGCCAGUCUGUGACCCUUGUAGGUUCAACUUUAGUCAUAUUUGGCGGACAAGAUGCAAAGAGAUCCCUCCUGAAUGACCUGCACAUUCUUGACUUAGAAACCAUGACCUGGGAUGAAUUUGAUGCUGUGGGGGUGCCGCCUUCCCCAAGGUCCGAUCAUGCUGCAGCUGUCCAUGCAGAGCGUUACCUUCUUAUUUUUGGCGGGGGUUCACAUGCUACUUGCUUCAAUGAUCUGCAUGUCCUUGAUUUGCAAGCGAUGGAAUGGUCAAGACCUACACAACAGGGUGAGAUACCAAGUCCCCGGGCUGGGCAUGCAGGUGUGACAGUUGGUGAGAACUGGUUUAUUGUUGGUGGUGGUGACAAUAGAAGUGGGGUCUCAGAAACUGUUGUCCUCAACAUGUCUACGCUGGUUUGGUCUGUUGUAACUACUGUUCAAGGACGUGUUCCUCUUGCCAGUGAGGGCUUGAGUUUGGUCGUGAGCUCCUACAAUGGUGAAGAUAUCCUAAUAUCUUUUGGAGGUUAUAAUGGGCGGUACAACAAUGAGGUUAAUGUCCUUAAACCGAGUCACAAAUCAGCCUUGCAAUCAAAAAUGGUGGAGACUGCUGUACCUGACAGUGUGUCAGCUAUUCAUAAUGCUACAACCAGAGACGUGGAAUCUGAAUUUGAAGCAGGCCAAGAAGGAAAAAUAAGGGAGAUUCUCAUGGACAAUGUUGAUUCAGAUCCAAUGAGAACCAGAAGCGAAGAAAGCAAUGAACCUCUUAUAGCAACCCUCAAGGCAGGGAAAGAAGAAUUAGAAUCAUCACUCAGCAAGGAGAAGAUGCAGUCUCUUCAGCUAAAGCAAGAGUUAGUCGAAUCUGGGGCACGUAACUCAGAUUUGUAUAAGGAGCUUCAAUCUGUGCGUGGGCAGCUAGCUGCUGAGCAGUCGAGAUGUUUCAAACUUGAGGUCGAUGUAGCAGAGCUCCGACAAAAGCUGCAAACAAUGGAGACCCUACAAAAGGAACUUGAACUUCUUCAACGACAAAAGGCUGCUUCUGAACAAGCUGCCUUCAGUGCAAAGCAGAGACAGAGCUCUGGUGGCGUGUGGGGUUGGCUUGCCGGAACUCCUCCUAACCAAAACGCUCCUGAAGACUGAAAAUAUAAACCCAAAUACACAGCAAUUGCUAGGUUUGCGCCUCAAUCCAAUUUUUUUUUUUUUGGUUCUUCGAGUAUUUUUGUUUCUCUAAACCCAGUUCUUUUCAGAUACAGAAAUAAGAUGUCUCAGGUUCACUUGGCCAGAGGGACCUCUAUUAGGUUUAUGCAUAUCAUUACAUGUUUUGUAAUUUCAGGUCUGUAAUUAAAUGUGAUUAUUGGUGAUAUAUUUUUGCGAUUUUUAUUUAGAGAUUGUGUUUGUAGUGACAAAAUUAUUGAGUUGAAGUAUAGAAUUUUAUUGUUUGCCAA